Messenger RNA from Meriones unguiculatus (Mongolian gerbil), 585 nucleotides. RefSeq names its product CMT1A duplicated region transcript 4 (gene Cdrt4). The record is from RefSeq and is a predicted model, not a curated record. The transcript is spliced from 3 exons. Lineage: Eukaryota; Metazoa; Chordata; Mammalia; Rodentia; Muridae.
AUGCAGGGUGGUGCUUUGGCGUUUCUGGGACGCAGAGUGUGGCCGAAGGAGAUGAGAGACGGGCCUGCCAUGCCCGUGACUCGGAACCUGCGACGGAGCAAGCGAACGGGGAGCCUCACGGAAAACAAUGAACUCCCUCUGACACUGCUUGAAAAACACGACCCUUGGCCAGCCUAUGUCACCUACACUUGCCCGGCAGUAAAGCAACUCCUUGACAAAAGCAGAGCCAGAGAGAUGGAGUGCAUGCUGGCCACUGAGGAAAGCUGCAAGCAGAUGAUGAGGCUGAACAAACCUAGUUCCAUCCAGCUGAAGAGGAAGAAGACAUCCAAGACCUCAGGAGACCUCUCGCUGAAGGAUGGCAUGUCAGAAACCUUGCAGCUACCUGCAAAAAACUUGCAGGUACCCGACAUCUCAGCCAAAACGAGUGUCACAUUCAUCCCAAGAUCUCUACAAUCACAAUUGGAAGCCAGAGAGGGGCCCACAUUCACCUACAACAAGAUCAUUUUCUCCAGGAGGCCUGCCGUGAGGAAGCUCCCAUAUGGCUUAUUAUAGACCAGCAAGGAGACACAUGCCAAAGUUUGGUAA